CAAGUUGGAUUGUUAAAUAUAAUAAUGCAUACAAAAUAUACUUUCAAUUUAUUUUUGGCACAAACAAUGACAAUACUAUUUAUCAUAAAUUCUGUCACAGCAAAUUUAUUGGAAAAACUUACAGAAAUGACUUUAGCAGAGUCACCAGUUGUAAAUAAAGAAGUGUCUUCAAAGCAGGAAAUAGCAGAUGUUUCAAUAGGACAAUACUUUCAAGAUAUAUUUUCUGAACAUCUUGCACCUCUUAAAAUUGAAUUUGGUCAUGUCUGUGAAAAUCCUAGUGAAUGGGAACAGAGAUUUGAACAAAGAGACUUUGAUAAUAAUCAUCAUAGUGGCAAGAUAAAAUGGGGUAACAAAUAUGGAAAUUAUGGCGAGCAGUAUUGGGAUUUGAAUCAUUAAGUUUAAUCGCAAAAUUAAUUGUUCAUAAAUAAAUAUUAAUAAUUUCUGUUUAAUAAUUCCUUAUUUAUAAUUAUUGUGACAGUUUAUUAUAAUAACAUAAUUGUCAUAAAACAAAAAAAUCUUAGAAGUAGAAAAAAAUUAUAAAUAAUGAAUGUUUUAAAAAAAUAAAAAUUUGUGAAACAAAUAAGAAAGUACAAAUAAAGAAGUUAAU
Messenger RNA from Cataglyphis hispanica, 607 nucleotides. RefSeq lists its product as uncharacterized. The transcript has 4 exons. The coding region runs from base 25 to 396 and encodes 123 amino acids. The record is from RefSeq and is a predicted model, not a curated record. NCBI's taxonomy places the organism in Eukaryota, Metazoa, Arthropoda, Insecta, Hymenoptera, Formicidae.